Syngnathus acus (greater pipefish) is the source of this 3125-nucleotide messenger RNA. Its product is annotated as MAP7 domain-containing protein 1-like. The coding region runs from base 281 to 2578 and encodes 765 amino acids. The transcript has 18 exons. Gene Ontology annotation, cellular component: microtubule cytoskeleton. Gene Ontology annotation, biological process: microtubule cytoskeleton organization. The record is from RefSeq and is a predicted model, not a curated record. NCBI's taxonomy places the organism in Eukaryota, Metazoa, Chordata, Actinopteri, Syngnathiformes, Syngnathidae.
GGCUCAACUGAGGCAUUUUAUUCCCACUGUGGAUUUUCCACAGAAGACGCGUUGCACGCGCCUAAUGCCAAUUAGCCAAACACUAAUGUCACUUUAUAUUGUAUAAAGCUUCCGCGUCGUUUUCAGCGGCCAUUAAUCGACUUCUAUUGGUUUUGCUGUCGCUUUUCUGCUUUUCCGUUUGGAUUUGAGAAAGGGCGUGUUUGGCUGAAUCAGGACCGGGAGUUGCAGCUCCUGUACUUGGGAGACUGGUGAGGAAUGACAGCAACUACAAUCCGCCUGAAUGGACGCAAUGGAUUAUAAGGAUCUUGGACAUCAUUUCGACGAGAAGCUGACACUGACAAAUAAAUCUCUGCCCUUGCAAGGUGACAUCCACAAUGGAGACAAGUGUUUAGGCAGCGUGUUUCUGACGCCGGACGACUCGGCCAUCACGGACCUUUCUUGCAAGACUGAGUCCUGCACCAAAGCAGAAAGCCCCACCGAGACAGAUGCCUCCUGCAAGACGGACACGUCGGUUCCGGGCGCCAGCGCCGCCAGCCCUCGGCCCAAGAAAGAUUCCAUGAACUCCGAGCAGCGGCAGAAGCUCGCCAAGCAAAGGAGGGAGGAAAGAGCCCGAUAUAUCGAAGAGCAAACGCAGUUGCAAGCGGCAAAGAAAGCCCAGUGGCUGGAGAAGGAAGAGAAGGCCCGGCGGCUGAGAGAGAGUCAGCUGGAGGACCGCAGGAAGAAGCUGGAGGAACAGCGACUGAAGGCCGAAAAACGCAGAGCUCUUCUGGAGGAGAAACAGAGACAGAAACUGGAGAAGAACAAGGAGCGAUACGAGUCAGCCAUCAAGAGGUCCACAAAAAAGACGUGGGCCGAGAUCCGCCAGCAGAGAUGGUCUUGGGCGGGUGGACUCAACCAGACUUCCCGUAGGGAAAGCAGAUGUUCGGCCUCCACGGUCAACUUGCCGAGACAGGUGGACCCUGUCAUUAACAGCAGGCUGUCCAAGUCCUCUGCCACCCUGUGGAACUCCCCCAGCAGAACCCGCAGCCUGCGUCUGAGCCCGUGGGAGAGCAAGAUCGUGGAGCGGCUCAUGACGCCUACGCUGUCCUUCCUGGCUCGCAGUCGCAGCGCCGCCACCCUCCUCAACAACAGUGACUCUUACUCUCAUCACUGCUCCCGCUCAGCUUCAGCCAGCCCGCUCAACGCCUGCUCCCACCAUCCCCACCAAAACUCCGCCGAGCGCUGGAGGCACUCCUCCGCCAGCACGCCCGACAUCACCCAGCGUCAGCGUCAACGAAACUUCACACCGGUUGACAAAAAGAAGAAAGAGAAGAAGGACAAGGAGAGAGAGAACGAGAAAGAGAAGAGCGCGCUGACAAAAGAGAGAGUACAGAAGAAGAGACAGACGGCAUCGCCCAUCACAAUUACGAGGAGAUCCAUGCCAGAGUCCAGCACCCCCAAGCCAAGAACCAGACCUCCAUCACCCGCUCCUCCCAAAAGUCGUCCCUUAUCACCUUUGGUCCCAGCGCCGGGUUCCAAGACGCCCACGGGGAAGAAGACGCCCCCUCCUGGCUCCAAAACCCGACCUAAACGGGCCCAGACGCCCGCCAGGUUGCAGGCCCAGACGGUCACCACGGUCGCCGUGGAAACCAGCCAAGAACCCAAGGUGUCGAACGCUUCAGAGGAGAAAAAGGACUCCCAUAAUGUGUCAGCUGCUACCCCAGCGUCAUCUCCUUCCCCCAACCCACCACUUGUUGAAGCCUCCCACGGGUCUGUGCCCAAAGAAGAGCUCGCCACACCAGCUGCCUCGCCCGCAGUCAACGCCGCAAGUAAUCCGACCGCGGCGCCCAGCAGGCCAUCAGCUGGCACCAACGACCCCGAGGAGGCCGCUCGCGUCCUGGCCGAAAAACGCAGGCAAGCGCGGGAGCAGCGGGAGAGGGAAGAGCAGGAGCGCCAAGAGCAAGAGCACAAGAACAGGAUCCUCCGGGAAGAGGCGAUGGCACGGGAGGCGGAAGAGCGGAAACGCCGAGAGGAGGAAGCUCGCUUCAUGGCCGAGCAGCAGCGUGUGAGGGAUGAAGCCCAGCGAGCUGAAGAUGAGAAGGAGGCCAAGGAGCGGGCCAAAGCUGAGCAAGAGGAGAACGACAGGCUGCAGAAACAGAGGGAGGAGGCCGAGGCCAAAGCGCGCGAAGAGGCCGAGCAGCAGCGCAUGGAGAGAGAAAAACACUUUCAAAAGGAAGAGCAGGAGCGACUGGAGAGAAAGAAGCGUCUCGAAGAGAUCAUGAAGAGGACUCGCAAGAGUGAUGCAGGAGAAAAAAAAGAUGUGAAGGCAUCUCCACAGGUUAAUGGAAAGGACUCAGACCUCACAAAAGGUGAAAACCUGCUGAGUCCCGCCGCCAGCGGGUCAACUCCGGUCGUGAACGGAGUGCAGCCUGACGGUCACCAGAACGGCGUGUCGGCCAACAGCGAGUUUGAUCAGAUCAUGCAACGGAACAGCGGCGCUAACCCGGCCGCUCCCCAGAGUGGACUGGUGACGGGAGGAGAGCCCUUCCUGAUGAAAACAGGGCCUAUGAAAUCUCAGCAUGUAGCAGAGGUCCUGUGAGUCCCCCAUCCAUUCAUGGGCUCGCCUUACGUCUCCGCUUCCGCAUAUUCAUGCUACAUCACAACAGCUUAUACAGAUUAGAACACAUAAAAAAAAAUGUGUGCCAAAAAAGCAACACGCCUGUGCUGACUCCAUGACAACACGUUAGGACAAAGGAAGGGGGAAAACACACGCUCAUCUAAAAGAAUGAAAAUAUACAUAUAUAAUUCAGUAUUCUCUUGUCUUCGACACAAGUUCCGCUGCAAGUUUUAUUGACAUGUCACAUGCACAUUCUUCUACAGUGCACCUUAAAGAUGACUGAAUUUUUAGAAAAUACAGUAUAAGACCUGUGGGGAUAAAAAAAAGAUUUCUUGUUUGACAAUGGUUGUUAUUAUUACCGUCGUUCUGAUAUUGUUAAGUUGAACAAUGUGCGUUUGUCGUUUUUGUCUUGAAAUGUUGAGUUAUUUAACAUGAAGAGCAGACAGUGUAUGUAAAUGUAUAAUGAGCCUGGCUGCCUAUAGGCCUCCUGUCACAGGAGAUCUGUGAAAUAAAGCUUUAUGAAAGGGAA